CUACCUUAUCCAUGCAAAUGUUAAGUUUGACAGACACGCCCAUAGUAUAUAGAUGGACCGAGCCCAAUUAGACACAAAUAAGAACAAGCCCACUAACAAUUUGAGGCCCAGGUCCAAAUACAAUUAUUAGGGUUUCAGUCGAACUAAACCAAUUACAAGUCAGCUGCUCCGCCAUCUUGUUCUAGGUUUUACGAUUUCAUCGUCUCAACAGAACUAAACGGAGCAUUUUUCGUAAUCAAAGCUCCAAUCGAGUUAAGAAAUGGUGAAAUUCAUCAAGCCCAACAAAGCUGUUAUCGUUCUUCAAGGCCGAUAUGCCGGCCGGAAAGCUGUGAUCGUCCGAAACUUCGAUGAAGGAACCCGCGACCGGCCCUACGGCCAUUGUUUGGUAGCAGGGAUGAAAAAGUACCCGAGCAAGGUGAUUCGCAAAGAUUCAAAGAAAAAGACAGAAAAAAAAUCGAGAGUGAAAGCAUUCAUCAAGCUUGAGAAUUACCAGCACAUUAUGCCGACGAGGUACACGCUCGACGUUGAUCUCAAGGAUGUGGUUAAUGUGGAUUGCUUACAGUCGAGAGUGUCGAAGGUAUCGGCGUCAAAGGAGAUCAAAAAGAGAUUGGAGAACAGGUUUAAGACUGGGAAGAACAGGUGGUUUUUCACCAAGCUUAGGUUCUGAGGGAAUCAUUUCAGGUGUUAGAGGUUUGUUUUUUCUUGAUUCAAAUUUGGAGAAACGAUUUUGAUUAUGAUGAUGAAUGAAUUUGUUGAUUUUCUUUUUAGCUCUAAAUGGGGAGAAGGAGGAAGAAUGUAAUCCAAUGAUUUUGAGUCGCUCAAUCUCAUUUAAUUUUCUCAUAUUUGGAUACAGAUUCAAUACCGAUUGUUGAUGAAAAAAACAAGAAUUUUAGAGGAUCAAAUGGUAUUUAUUAGUAGCGAUCACAUAUAGUAGUAGUAGUACAUCUAGGGAGAUUCUUUCACAUUGUUCUUUCACGGGUUUGAUUCAAUCAGUCUCAAUUUUUGUUAUUUGUUUUUA
Cucumis sativus (cucumber) is the source of this 1018-nucleotide messenger RNA. RefSeq names its product 60S ribosomal protein L27. Gene Ontology annotation, molecular function: structural constituent of ribosome. Gene Ontology annotation, biological process: translation. Bases 260 to 667 code for a protein of 135 amino acids. Gene Ontology annotation, cellular component: ribosome; cytosolic large ribosomal subunit. The transcript has a single exon. Lineage: Eukaryota; Viridiplantae; Streptophyta; Magnoliopsida; Cucurbitales; Cucurbitaceae. The record is from RefSeq and is a predicted model, not a curated record.